Messenger RNA from Callorhinchus milii (elephant shark), 1180 nucleotides. Its product is annotated as ras-like protein family member 11A-like. NCBI's taxonomy places the organism in Eukaryota, Metazoa, Chordata, Chondrichthyes, Chimaeriformes, Callorhinchidae. The record is from RefSeq and is a predicted model, not a curated record. The coding region runs from base 323 to 1066 and encodes 247 amino acids. The transcript has 4 exons. Gene Ontology annotation, molecular function: GTPase activity; GTP binding.
AAAAGAAGGAGUAAGUACCCUAUUGGACGCUGUGGGUUUUGCCUCCACCCCUCCCUCUGUGUCGGGUUGGAUCCUGAUGUUAAAACUGCGUGACACAUUCCGUCCGGUGAGGCUUGGAAGGCUUUGGGAGCUCGGUCGGGGGCAGAGGCUCGGGGCUGUCCGCUUCAACCGUAGGAACGCCCUCGGGGUGAAGGGAAAGGCAAAGAAAAAAAAAAAAAACGGGGUCCGUCGGGGCGGGAGGGGAAGCUGGAGCCGGUUUGGCCGGACGCGAUCCGUUUUAUUGCCGAUCGUUAACCGCCGUGGACACCGCGGGGUCUCGUAAAUGCGUCCCCUGCGGCAGGACACCAUGUCAGCCGGCUCCAGCAACUUUCUCCUGCUUCCCAUCCCGGAGGUACCCGAGCUGGACUGCGCGCGCUCCCUGAAGCUCGUGGUGCUGGGGGGCAGAGGCGUCGGCAAGACGGCUUUGAUUGUCCGAUUUCUCACAAAACGAUUCAUAGGUGAUUACGAGCCCAACACAGGGGCUCUCUAUGCAAGGCAGAUUAUUAUCGACGGGGAUCACAUUUCAUUGCAAAUGCAAGAAACGCCAUAUGCUUCUCAGCCUGAGACAGAGGACCAUCGCAGCCAGGAGGUGCUGACCCGCUCGCUUCACUGGGCGGACGGCUUUGUCUUUGUCUUCUCACUGACGGACAUGGAGAGCUGCCGUGCCAUCCGCCCCAUCCACCAGCAGGUGAGGAAGCUCAUCCCGCACGCCAGGCUCCCGCUGGUGCUGAUUGGGAACAAGGCCGACCUGCCCCACGCACGGCAGGUGGACACCACCGAAGGCGUGCGGCUGGCCAGCGAGAUUGGAGGGACGUACUUCGAAGUCUCGGCCAGGGAGAACCACAGCGAGGUCUACGAUGCCUUUCACCAUAUCUGCCAGGAGGUCAGCAAAGCUUCGGGGAGCGGCAAUGGGGAGAAGAGGAGGGGCCUCCUCUCAUCUCGACCCAGAUCCCCAAACAUGCAGGACUUGGGCAGGCGUUUGAAACAGGCCCUUUCGUCCAAGGCCAAACCCAACAACAUGAUCUGAGGCCUGGCUCUGUGGGCAGAAUGUAGACAUUUUAUGGUGGUUUUGAGGAUGAAAAACGAAACUGAUCGAGGGUUUUAAAAAAAAAUUGGGAUGAUCCGAUACGGCGCCUUUCAC